Molecule: messenger RNA, 1584 nt
Organism: Talaromyces proteolyticus
Lineage: Eukaryota; Fungi; Ascomycota; Eurotiomycetes; Eurotiales; Trichocomaceae
Exons: 1
Coding region: 1-1584 (527 amino acids)
Source: RefSeq, a predicted model, not a curated record
AUGGCAGGCCACACCGAAGAAAUCCUCGUCCACGUCGAUGCGCCCAGCGGGGUUAGGGAUGAUGCCGCAUAUCGCUCACUUGUCGACGCGUAUCUAGGAUUUGAAUCUAUCUCACGGCAGUGUGUAUACGGGGCGGUGGCGGAUAACGAGUCAGAGAACGAAGCCAAUCUGGACGCGACAGUGGAGGACCUUACCUCGUCGCUGUCGUCAGCCUCUGAUCAACCACGUUCACAAAAUAAUCAUGACGAGACAUGCUCAGUCAACUCAGGCGAUGAACUACAAAGUCUCUUAGCCCCACAUGAAUCGAAAACACCUGCCACGAUACAAUACUAUUCCACGGAAGAAGAUAGCGAGCUCUCAUUCCAGGCUCCUAUUCCUUAUGGAUACCAAGCUUCUGAUGGCGAAAAGCGGAAUUCCCUGGCACAUACUAACCAUAAUAGUCCUGAAAUUCAUCACAACAAUACUUCUCCGCUUGUACAAUCGGCCAAUACUGAAUCCUUGACAUGGGACACGCCGUUGGAUACGAUUCCCGACUCACAGCCAGUUACUCCACCACCAGAGGAUGUUACAGACCAAACCGGACUUGAAUCAAUCCAAGUUGACCGAUCAUACGUGCCUGAUACUAUUCGGCAAUCCAAGCGAUUCAGGGUGGAAAAUGCCGAUGGGGGUACAGGUUCAGAUAUCAAUGAUGAAACGAGGAUACCGUCAUCAGUUGCUUCAUCACCAAGUUCCCACGAAUCCGAUCAAUCAGAACCCGCAGCCCGGCGUCAACACACUAAAAAUGUCUUCAAGACAUCCCCUGGUACAUUUAAAACACAAAGGAUAACUAGUAAACGGAAUAGCAACAAUUCCCACCAGAGGAGUCUAUCUCACGGCAGUAACCAUACCAGUAGAGCAAAAACAAGCAACACCACAGCCUCCAUUACAUUAGAACAGCCAGCUAAAAAGCGUCAAACGCUCCCGCAAACCACAGAAGCAAUAUCCCUCGAGAAGCUUCCUCUUGAAAUCCGCGCUCCCAACCCCGCAGUCUCGCACGAAAAGUUCCACACGCACAUCACUCCAACACUCGGGUCUCUUGCCAGUCGCAUGAAUCUCAUCUCAAGGUUUAAACCAUCCCAACAAACGCGUGAUCUGUAUCCGCUCGAACGCGGGUACUGGCUCAUCCAAAACCUCACCAUCAUCCACGCAGACCCGCCCAUCGAUUUAGCCCUACCGAAAACCCCUGACAAGCCUACCCACAUUUGGACUCUGGCAUUCUUCUCUCAAUUCUGGUGUUUCCUCCGUGACUUCCUCGUCGAAGGGCGUGCUGGAUGGGGCGUAUGGUGUCUCCUCGAAGCCUGCCCGGACGAAUCUAAUCACGAAGAACAAGGCAAGGCGUCAACAUCAUCAUCAUCAUCAUCCCAAUCGGCUAAUAUUAAACCCUCCUCGGAGCAAAUAAAAACGGUAAAUCUAAAAAUAUAUACAUGGGGAGAGGUCGUGCCACACAUCUACAUGCUUCUCUAUCUUGCAACCGAGCGACGGAUCAGGAAUAUCAGGGACGUCGAAUGGAGAGAUGCGAGAGACGAAGUUGUUAUUAGGAUGUAA